AUGAAUUCACGCCUGGAUCAGUCAGCGUCCAGAGGAUCCAUGGUGCUUGCCACUGUGGAAGAUUUUGGCUGCUGGAUCACCGUGGGCAACUGCCUGCACAAGACCACCGUGCUUCCGGACACCGCCUGCCUCUUCACCCCGCUGGCGCUGCCCCUGGAUUACUCCCACUAUAUCUCCCUGCCUGCGGGCGUGCUGAGCCUGGCCUGCUGCACCCUCUACGGCAUCUCCUGGCAGUUCGACCCCUGCUGCAAGUACCUGGUGGAGUACGACGCCUACAGACUGUCCCGGCUGCCCCUGCACACACUCACCUCCUCCACCCUGGUGGUGCUGGUCCUGAAGGACGACUUGCACAGAAAGAGACUGCACGACACGAUAGCACUGGCGGCUCUGGUGUACUACGUAAAGAAGAUUUACGAGCUCUGCGCUGUAUGA
This is a messenger RNA of Mesoplodon densirostris (Blainville's beaked whale), 432 nucleotides long. Its product is annotated as transmembrane protein 11, mitochondrial-like. The coding region runs from base 1 to 432 and encodes 143 amino acids. NCBI's taxonomy places the organism in Eukaryota, Metazoa, Chordata, Mammalia, Artiodactyla, Ziphiidae. Gene Ontology annotation, cellular component: mitochondrial inner membrane. Gene Ontology annotation, biological process: inner mitochondrial membrane organization. The record is from RefSeq and is a predicted model, not a curated record. The transcript is spliced from 2 exons.